AUGCCGCUGUCACAGGAGGCCGCGGCCGCCGCGGCGCGUGCGCCGCCGACGAUCGACGUCGAGGCGGCCAACGCGGCGGAGGCGGCGGAGGAGCGGCGCCAGCAGGCCCUGGUGGAGGCCGGGCUGGCGGAGGCGCGCGCCAAGUACAGGCAGCAGCUGGCCGCAGAGGAGGCCGCGCGGCAGCAGCAGCAGCAGCAGCAGGAGCAGCUGCCGCCGCCGCCGUCGCCGCCGCAGCAGCAGCAGCAGCAGCAGCAGGAAGCGCAGGGGCAGCAGGAGGAGCAGCAGCAGGUGCAGCAGGAGCAGCAACAGCAUGUGCAGCAGCAGGAGCAGGCCGCAGGGCAGGCGCUCGGCCCGAGCGUCGCGGCGGCACCCGCGCCCGCACCCGUGGAGGCUGCAGGGGCGGCCCAAGAGCGUGUGCAGCAGGAGCAACCGCAGGCUGACAGCGCGAAGGUCCAUGGCCCCGCCGCGGCCGAGGCAGAGCCGGCGCUGAGCGGGUUGGCAGACGCGCAGGCAGCGCUGCGCAGCUACAAGGAGCAGCAGCAGGCGUCGGCCGGCAGGAGCUGA
Molecule: messenger RNA, 564 nt
Organism: Monoraphidium neglectum
Lineage: Eukaryota; Viridiplantae; Chlorophyta; Chlorophyceae; Sphaeropleales; Selenastraceae
Exons: 1
Coding region: 1-564 (187 amino acids)
Source: RefSeq, a predicted model, not a curated record